GUGAGGGCAUAUAAUAAAGAUAGCUUCGAGAAUAAGAUAGCUGAUAAUCUCAAUACAAUGCUUAUUGUAAGCAAAGACCCUAGCAUUGAGGAUAUUGAAGAAAAUAUUGAUCCGAAAGAAGGAAAUAAUAAAAAUGACCACGCAAAUUUUGAUCUGAAAGAAGGAAAAGAA
This is a messenger RNA of Dentiscutata heterogama, 171 nucleotides long. The record is from the annotation of a GenBank genome assembly. NCBI's taxonomy places the organism in Eukaryota, Fungi, Glomeromycota, Glomeromycetes, Diversisporales, Gigasporaceae.